GGUCGGAGGGGGCCUGGCAGAGUCGGCAGCUGGCAUCUCUCUCCGCUCUUACGGGGCACGCGGCUGGCAAGUCGAGCUGGACAGGGAGCCUCCUCCAAGCUAGGACCCAGGAGCUCGAGCACCAGGGCUCUUUGACCAGGCCAUGGCCCGGGAUUCACUCGUGCUACUGCUGCUGCUGUGGGCGGCCACGGCCAUCCACGCGGGGAAGGACCAGCUCAACGUCUGCAUGGACGCCAAACACCACAAGACCGAGCCCGGCCCCGAGGAUGACCUGCACCAGCAGUGCAGCCCCUGGAGGGAUAACGCCUGCUGCACGAAGAACACCAGCCACGCGGCCCACCAGGACGGGUCCUACCUGUACAACUUCAACUGGCAACACUGCGCCAACAUGACCCCGGCCUGCAAACGCCACUUCAUCCAGGACACGUGUCUAUACGAGUGCUCCCCGAACCUGGGGCCCUGGAUUCAGAAGGUGGACGCGAGCUGGCGAAGGGAGAGGAUCCUGAACGUGCCGCUGUGCAAGGAGGACUGUGAGCUGUGGUGGAAGGAUUGCCAAACCUCUUACACCUGCAAGAGCAACUGGCACAAGGGCUGGGACUGGAGCAGUGGCCAGAACCGCUGCCCCGUCCAGGAAGCCUGCCACCCUUUCCCCUUCUACUUCCCCACGCCGGCGGACCUGUGCCAGCGCAUCUGGAGCAACUCCUACCGCAUCAGCAACGAGAGCCGGGGCAGCGGCCGCUGCAUCCAGAUGUGGUUCGACCCCGUGGAGGGGAACCCCAACGACGCCGUCGCCCGCUUCUACGCCGGCAACCUCGCCCCCGGCCUCGCCCCGGCCCUCUCCCUGCUCCCGGUGGCCCUGCCCCUGGGGCUGCUCCGGCUGCUUCUCUCCUAAAUUUGGGACCCGGGACGUGGGACGGAGACGGGGGUCCCUCCUCCGCCGCUGUCUCUUCUGGCCCAACUCCCUCCCGGAGACCCCAGCUUGGGGACGGGAGAAUAAAGCAGGUCUCCCCCUUCCA
Molecule: messenger RNA, 1016 nt
Organism: Ornithorhynchus anatinus (platypus)
Lineage: Eukaryota; Metazoa; Chordata; Mammalia; Monotremata; Ornithorhynchidae
Product: folate receptor alpha-like
Exons: 6
Coding region: 143-892 (249 amino acids)
Cellular component (GO): external side of plasma membrane
Molecular function (GO): signaling receptor activity
Source: RefSeq, a predicted model, not a curated record